AUGAUCGCUGAUGACAGCGGCGAUGAUCUUGGAACUACUGAUCCGAGAAGGGCUACAGGUGGAUCUAGUUCUGGCACACAGCAGUACCCACCCUAUUUUUCAUCGUUGGACCUGGAUGCCAUGAGACAGGACGAAAAUCCUGUGCAGGCCUCUGGAUUUGGCGCUAGAGAUACGGAAGGGUUUGCCGGUAUGACGGAGUUCCAGGUUGGCCAACAAUUUCAGGAUAAAGAUGAGGCGCUGUUGAGUGUGAAGACUUACAGCAUCCGCCGAGGGGUCCAGUACAAGGUCGUUGAGUCUGACUACCGCAGAUAUGUGGGAAAGUAUUCUGAGUUUGGGAAUGGGUGCACAUGGUUGAUUCGGUUGAGUCUCGGACAGCGGAAGGGCAUCUGGGAAGUGAAGCGGUACAACGGACCGCACACCUGUCUCGCCACCUCCAUCUCCAGCGACCAUAGGAGUCUGGACUACCAUGUGAUAGCGACAUUCAUUAUGCCGAUGGUUAGGGCUGAUGCCGCCGUCAACAUCAAGGUGCUUCAAAAUGCCACGGCCGCACACUUUGGGUUCAGGCCUACGUACAGGAGGGCUAUUCUGGUCUUUCCCCCUUGUAUCGAGGCAUUCCCUCAUUGCAAACCGUUGGUGAGUGUUGACGGCACCCAUCUAUAUGGCAAGUAUGGGGGAACGUUGCUAGUCGCGAUUGCACAGGACGGAAACUCCAACAUACUCCCCGUGGCAUUUGCACUAGUUGAGGGUGAGAAUGCUGAGUCAUGGUCUUUCUUUCUUUUCCACCUCCGUGAGCACGUGACACCUCAGCCGGGUCUGUUAGUUAUUUCAGAUAGGCAUAACGGCAUCAAGGUAGCGCUCGAGGCUCCCGAUGGGGGAUGGCUACCUCCGACUGCAUACCGGGCAUUCUGCAUUCGACACGUUGCAGCGAAUUUCACCCUGACCUUCAAGGGAAAAGAUGCCCGGAGGCUUCUUGUUAACGCCGCAUAUGCGAAGACCGAAGUGGAGUUCGACUACUGGUUUGACAUUCUGCGCUCUGAGAAUCAGGCAAUGUGUGACUGGGCGAACCGAAUUGAGUAUUCGUUGUGGACACAGUAUUGUGAUGAGGGUCGGAGAUUCGGGCACAUGACGACCAAUAUUUCUGAGUGUGUCAAUUCAAUCCUGAAGGGGUAA
Molecule: messenger RNA, 1170 nt
Organism: Arachis duranensis
Lineage: Eukaryota; Viridiplantae; Streptophyta; Magnoliopsida; Fabales; Fabaceae
Exons: 2
Coding region: 1-1170 (389 amino acids)
Source: RefSeq, a predicted model, not a curated record